AUGGGGAAUAACGGGCAAAAGAGAUAUGUGAGAAACGUAUACGAAGAGAGCGAGACAAGUGCAGAAGAGGAAGAAAAUGAAGAUCACGAGUCGCAAUUUUUCGUGGGCGGAAUACAUGUUGAAACUGUCAGGAACAAAAACUUAACAACAAAAACGAAUGUGAUAGGAGUGAGUAAAAUUGUUAGCAGUGGCAGAACUGGUGCGGUGAAAGACUGGAACAUUGAGGUGGAGAUACACAACGCGAAGCUGAAGUGUCAAAUAGACACGGGGGCCCAGGCGAACUUACUAUCGAUCGAAAACUUUAAUAAAUUAAAUAUCGGUAAGCUAGAAAGUAAGAUAUGUCAUAAUAUUUUAACAUUCAGCGGGGAAAGAUUGCCUCUACUAGGAAAAGUCAAUGUAAAAUUGUUGUAUAAAAAAGUAACUUAUUCUGCUGAAUUUUAUGUCCUUAAUAUGAAAUGUAAAAAUGUGAUCGGUCUUGAAUUGGCUAUUAAAAUGAAUUUGGUAAAAAUGGUGACUACAAUAAGCUGUGAAUCAAAAGGCUGCGAGAGCCUGUUACAAAAAUAUGAAGAAGUUUUUAAAGGAUUAGGGCAGUUGGAAAGUGAGUGUCAUUUGAAAUUAAAGGAAAACUAUCAACCAGUAGUAGAUGCACCACGCAGAGUUCCAUUUGGACUUUUUGAGCCACUAAAAAGGGAACUGUCCAGUAUGAUGAAGUUAAAGGUUAUAGAGCCAGUUAGUGAACCGACCGAAUGGGUCAACUCAAUAGUUUUAGUGGCUAAGCCCAACGGAGAUUUACGUGUGUGUUUGGACCCUAAAAAUUUAAACAAGGCUAUAGUCAGACCAAGAUUUUCCUUUCCGAACAUCGAUGAAUGUAAGUCGCAAAUGGCAGGUUCUAAAAUAUUCAGCACAUUAGAUGCUAACUCAGGUUUCUGGAUGAUACCAUUAGAUAUAGAAUCAUCAAAGUUAUGUACAUUUAACACGCCUUUUGGGCGUUACCGAUUUCUGAGAUUACCGUUUGGUAUCAAUGCAGCGCCGGAAAUUUUUCAUUCAGAAAUGAUUAGACUAUUCGGCCACAUUAAGGGUCUAAUAAUAUAUAUGGAUGAUUUUUUGAUCCAUGCUCCGAACGUUCAAAAACAUAAUGCCAUUUUAGAGUCAGUUUUGGAAAGGGCACAAAGUGUUGGGCUAAGGUUCAAUAAAUCAAAAUCGAAAUUUUUAAAGAAGGAAGUCAAAUUCGUUGGACACAUAUUUAGUGAAAAAGGCGUUAAGCCAGAUGAAGAGAAAAUUAAAUCUAUAGUUGAGAUGCCGGUACCAAAAAAUGUAAAAGAAUUACAGCGCUUUUUGGGAAUGAUUAACUACUUGGGUUGUUUUAUUGAUAGUCUGUCAGCAAAAACGAAAUAUUUACGAGACCUUUUAAAGAAUGAUGUAGUAUGGCAUUGGGACAAUAAACAAGAGGAAGAAUUUCAAAAUUUACUUAAAGAAAUUACAAAUGUACCGGUUUUGACCUACUUCAAUCCUAAAAAACAAUUAGUCAUGUCAGUCGAUGCAUCCAAAUAUGCUGUUGGAGCAGUCAUUAUGCAUGACAGGAACCCUGUUGCCUAUGCAUCUGCUUCACUAACUGAAACACAAACAAAUUAUGCCCAGAUCGAAAAAGAGCUCUUUGCUAUCCUAUACGGAUGUACACGCUUCCAUCAGUAUGUUUAUGGACGUCAUGUCCUUGUAGAAACGGACCAUAAGCCGUUGGUUACACUUGUCAACAAACCUUUGUAUAAGAUUCCCGCGCGACUGCAAAGAUUCAUGCUCAGAUUAUUAGCGUACAACAUUACUGUCGUUUACAAGCCCGGAAAGGACUUGUUUAUUGCCGACACGUUAUCCAGAGCGCCACUUAAAGAUUAUGCACUGACGGAAGUGGACAAAGAUAUUGAUAUUCACUGUAAUUUAAUUAUUUCGCAAAUUGCUUUGCCAAGUAGUCACUUAGAUGAGUUUAGAGAGGCAGCAAAAACAGAUACAAUUUUUCAAAAACUCUUGUAUUUUACGAAGAAUGGAUGGCCCGCAAAUAAAAAGCGAAUUGAUAAAGAAUUGAUGCCUUAUUAUCAAGUUAAAGAUGAGCUUGUUGAGAUAGAUGGGCUAUUGCUAAAAAAUAACAGAGUUGUUGUACCAAAAAAUCUUAGACCAAAAAUUUUGUAUUACUUACAUGAGGGACAUAUGGGUAUACAGAGAUGCCAGAAUUUGGCUAGAAACUCUGUGUACUGGCCUAAUAUCAAUAAUGACCUCCACAAUGUAGUCUCCAGUUGCGAAAUUUGUCUAAAAUUUCGUAAAUCUAAUCCUAAACAAAAGUUGUUGUGCCAUGAAAUGGUCAACAUUCCUUGGUACAAGCUGGGUGCUGACUUGUUCGAAUUUGAUAAAAAGACUUACUUGUUAGUUGUUGACUACUACUCAAAGUUCAUUGAAUGUGAAAUUUUAAGUACGGGGUAUUCCAGCACCCAGGUUAUAAUGAAACUCAAGUCAAUUUUUGCCAGACAGGGAAUACCGGCUGUGUUCAUAACGGAUAAUGGCCCGCCUUUCAGUUCAAAAGACUUUGCACAGUUUUGCGCAGAUUGGUGUAUUGAACACAUUACUUCCAGUCCUUAUAUGCCAAGAUCAAAUGGUUUAGCAGAAAGAUCUGUUCAGACAAUCAAAACAAUGUUGUACAAAUGCAAAGAAAAAGGAACAGACCCAUAUACUGCGCUUCUGCAUUAUAGAACAACACCCAAAGACGAUCUCUCAAGUCCAUCCGAGUUACUGAUGUCGAGAAAGCUGAGAACCAAAUUGCCAUCACAACAAGAAAAUUUAAAAUCAAAAUUAGUUGAUGUUAAUGAGUAUAGACGACAAAUAAACAAACAAAAGAUUAAAAUGUCACAAAAUUAUAAUACGUCCGCAAAAAAUUUGAAACCAGUAAAUCCGGGAGAGAAAAUUUAUUUUAAGAAAACACCAACAUCAGUUUGGUGCCCGGGUACAAUAAUAAAAGAUUUAAAGGAGCCAAGGUCAUUCAUGGUUCAAGACCCUGAGGGUGUGGUCUACAGAAGAAACUGA
Rhagoletis pomonella (apple maggot) is the source of this 3066-nucleotide messenger RNA. RefSeq lists its product as uncharacterized. The record is from RefSeq and is a predicted model, not a curated record. NCBI's taxonomy places the organism in Eukaryota, Metazoa, Arthropoda, Insecta, Diptera, Tephritidae. Gene Ontology annotation, biological process: DNA integration. The transcript has a single exon. Gene Ontology annotation, molecular function: nucleic acid binding. Bases 1 to 3066 code for a protein of 1021 amino acids.